Molecule: messenger RNA, 885 nt
Organism: Penicillium concentricum
Lineage: Eukaryota; Fungi; Ascomycota; Eurotiomycetes; Eurotiales; Aspergillaceae
Product: arginase family protein
Exons: 1
Coding region: 1-885 (294 amino acids)
Cellular component (GO): cytoplasm; cytosol; nucleus
Molecular function (GO): arginase activity; manganese ion binding
Source: RefSeq, a predicted model, not a curated record
AUGCCCGCGAAUGCCAUCACCAUUAUAUUCUCUCCAUACCAUGUUGGUCUUCGCGAUCACCGUGUGGGAAACGGACCACACCGGAUUCGUAGACUAGGCUUGCUUGAUGAAUUGGAACGCCUGCAGAUCAAAUACGACAUUCAAAAAAUCGACCCCGUUGAUGAUUUCGAAGGAGAGAUUGGACGCAGCUUUGAAAUCCUGCGUCGUACCUCCAAAGCCGUUACAGAAGCCGUUGCUCAGAGCAAGUUCCCACUGGUUCUUUCUGGAAACUGCAUGGCUAGUGCGGGUGUAGCUUGUGGCCUCGGGAUUAAAGAUCUGGGUUUCAUUUACUUCGAUGCACAUGAUGAUCUGGAUUCACCCGAUGUCAACGAAAACGGCUAUCUCGAUGCUAUGGGACUGUCUAUGCUCCGUGGAGAGAGCUGGAAGACUCUUAUCUCAUCGGUACCCGGCUACCAGCCUCUUGAAUAUAAUCGCUUUCUUUACUGCGGUUUGCGCGAUCAGUCUGAAGUGCAACGACAACGCGUGAUCGAUGCAGGCAUGACCGCAAUCUGGGGAGAGACAUCACACAAGGUCGAUUAUGCGGCUGAGUUACAGGCUCAUCUCGAGAAAAAGGACUACAGCCCUGCUCUGGUUCAUCUCGACCUUGAUGUGCUGGACGAAUCUUACGGAAAAGUCAAUGAUUAUCCAUCUCCUGGUGGAAUGUUUGAGUCGGAUCUCAUUCGUUGUAUGGAGCUCGUUCCGAAACAGUCACUCCCAACCUCACUUACUGUGUGCUCCUUCGACCCGGACGCAGGUGAUGGUGACAAGAUCGCUCGCAUUGCCAUUCGGGCCAUCUCUACCUUCAUCAAAUCCCUGAUAGAAGCAGGGAAACUUGUUCGCGACUGA